AUGCCCGCGGGCCUCACGGAGCCGGCCGGCGCCGCUCCCCCCGCCGGUGUGGGCGCCUCCGGGACCGUGACCAUGGCCCCCGCCGCGGCUCUGCCCGUCCGGGUGGAGAGCACUCCGGUGGCCUUGGGCGCCGUGACUAAGGCUCCUGUCAGUGUCUGCGUAGAGUCCUCGGUGUCCCAGCCGCUGCGGUCCCCCGUAGGGACCCUGGUGACCAAAGUGGCCCCUGUCAGUGCCCUUCCUAAACUCAGCAACGGCCCUCGUCUACCAUCUCCUCAGAUCGUCGCCGUGAAAGCCCCCAGCACCACCACAAUCCAGUUGCCUGCUAAUCUUCAGCUUCCUCCAGGAACCGUUUUGAUCAAAAGUAACAGUGGUCAGCUGAUGUUGGUAUCUCCUCAGCAAGCUGUAACAAGAACUGAGACCACAAGUAACAUAACUUCAAGGCCAGCUGUACCAGCAAAUACGCAAACCGUCAAAAUCUGUACCAUGCCGAAUUCUAGUUCACAGUUAAUCAAGAAAGUGGCAGUGGCACCUGUUAAACAGUUGGCACAAGGAGGAACUUCUGUGGUAACCUCUGUUCCAAAGCCUUCCCCAGUGCAAUCUGUGGCUGUGCCAACCAACGUGGUCACAGUUACUCCUAUAAAGCCCGUGAAUACUGUAACAACCCUGAAGCCUUCAAGGGUGGGAACAGCAUCUGCCCCUUCAAAUGAGCUCAAUCUCAAAACAGAGAACUUGGCCUCUGCUCAGGCUAACCUUUCUCCGACGAUGCUAGAAAAUGUGAAGAAAUGUAAGAACUUCCUCGCAAUGUUAAUAAAACUAGCGUGUAGUGGAUCCCAGUCCCCGGAGAUGGGGCAGAAUGUGAAGACGUUGGUAGAGCAACUUUUGGAUGCAAAAAUUGAAGCAGAAGAGUUUACUAGACAACUGUAUGUUGAACUCAAGUCUUCACCUCAGCCUCACCUAGUUCCUUUCCUUAAGAAAAGUGUGAUUGCCUUACGACAACUGAUGCCCAACGCCCAGAGCUUUAUUCAGCAGUGCGUUCAGCAGACUUCUAGCGAGGUGGUCCCUACUACCUGUACCACAACAUCAACGCCUUCUCCCGUGGUAACAACGGCAGCUUCCUCCAUCCAGGCUGAGAAGCCUGUUGUUGGUGGUUCGGAAGCAGCGGUGCCUGGAGUUGUGUCCGUACAAACUCUGAAACCACUUGCUGGUCCAGUGGGAGCAAAAACUGGAGUCGUGACUCUUCACUCUGUGGGUCCGGCUGCUGUGCCUGGAGGGACAACAGCUGGAGCUGUCGUGCUGCAGACUCCAAAACCUCUGGUGACAUCCCUGCAGAACACGGUGACAGCCCUGCAGAACACGGUGACAGCAGUCUCUCUGCAGCCUGAAAAGCCGGUUGUCUCCGGGACAGCAGUGACACUGGCGCUCCCCUCGGUACCUUUUGGAAAAACCUCAGCAGCAGCUGUUUGCAUUCCAUCCGUGAAACCCAUUCUUACUUCCGCUGGGACCACGUCCGACAAGCCCGCCCUUGGCCCUCCACUCCAAAUCAAACUCGCGCAGCCAGGCCCCGUGCUUGCACAGCCAGCUGGUAUCCCACAGGCAGUUAAAGUCAAACAACUAGUAGUCCAGCAGCCUUCAGGAGGCCUUGCAAAACAAGUGACCACCCUUACCCAUUCCCCAGCAUUGACCAUCCAGAAAUCUGGACAGAAGAAGGUGACAGUGAGCACUACUAUACCUACCAGUCAGUUUUCUCAAGCUUCCAUUCUAAAGCAAAUUACCCUUCCAGGAAAUAAAAUUCUGUCACUUCAAUCAUCUGUUCAGAAAAACAAAAUAAAAGAGAAUGGAACAGUAUCCUUCAGAGAUGAAGAUGACAUCAAUGAUGUGACUUCCAUGGCAGGGGUCAACCUCAGUGAAGAAAACGCCUGCAUCUUAGCAACAAACUCUGAAUUGGUUGGCACACUCGUUCAGUCCUGUAAAGAUGAACCGUUCCUUUUCAUUGGAGCUCUACAAAAGCGAAUUUUAGACAUUGGUAAAAAGCAUGACAUUACGGAACUUAAUUCUGAUGCUGUGAACUUGAUCUCCCACGCAACACAAGAGCGAUUACGAGGCCUUCUAGAAAAGCUGACGACAAUUGCUCAGCAUCGAAUGACCACUUACAAGGCAAGUGAAAAUUACAUCCUGUCUAAUGACACCAGAUCACAGCUCAAAUUUCUUGAAAAGCUAGAUCAACUGGAGAAGCAGAGAAAGGAUUUAGAAGAAAGAGAAAUGUUACUUAAAGCAGCCAAGAGUCGUUCCAAUAAAGAAGAUCCAGAACAGCUGAGAUUAAAGCAGAAAGCCAAAGAGUUACAACAGUUGGAGCUCGCACAGAUACAGCAGAGAGAUGCUAAUCUCACAGCUCUUGCAGCUAUUGGACCAAGAAAGAAGAGACCACUAGAGUCCGGGUCUGGAAGUGAGGGUUUAAAAGACAACCUGUUUGCUUCUGGGACGUCCAGUCUGGCAGCCAGCAAGCAGCUGGUUCGUCCAAGAAUCACAAGAAUCUGCCUCAGGGACCUGAUCUUCUGUAUGGAGCAGGAGAGGGAUAUGAAGUAUUCCCGAGCUCUGUACCUGGCCCUCCUGAAGUGACCACAGCCCCGUCAUCCAGACCCUUGCUACUUUACUGCCAAAGAAGACGUCAAGAGCAUUGUUGCACAUUUCAGUUUCUAGAAGAUAAUCACCAGUAGG
This is a messenger RNA of Budorcas taxicolor (takin), 2715 nucleotides long. RefSeq names its product TATA-box binding protein associated factor 4b (gene TAF4B). The coding region runs from base 1 to 2616 and encodes 871 amino acids. The transcript has 15 exons. Gene Ontology annotation, cellular component: transcription factor TFIID complex. Gene Ontology annotation, biological process: transcription initiation at RNA polymerase II promoter; DNA-templated transcription. Gene Ontology annotation, molecular function: RNA polymerase II general transcription initiation factor activity; protein heterodimerization activity; DNA binding. Lineage: Eukaryota; Metazoa; Chordata; Mammalia; Artiodactyla; Bovidae. The record is from RefSeq and is a predicted model, not a curated record.